AAGUCCUUUCACUCUCCACAAAGAUUUCAAUUUUCUACAAGAUUCUCGAGUGUUUGUGUUGAAAUCAACACCUUAAUUUGUGAGGCUUGAAUCCCUAAUCCAUCUUUAUGUGUUUUGCUGCUCAGUUUCUGAUCAUCUUGAAGCUUUUAUCGCCAUGAAAGAUCGCCGGAAACGUGCUUCUCUGCUCCUCAUCUCUCGAUGCGCCCUUGCUCUACUCUUCUUCUCCGGCUUCACUCUCUCCACUCUUCGACUUCUUUUUUCAGAGAGCUACCAUCCGAGCUUGAUAUCUUCAUGGAGAACGUCACCGGCGGAAGCUAUUUACAGUGAUUCACCGGCGUCGAGGGGUUUAUCCGUCGGAGAAACGGUGCUGUUUCCAGACCAGGUAUUGAUUUUGCUAAAAUAUCCUCCAUCCAGUCGUCUGUUGACGAAAGAUGAAAUCGAGUGCGUUUAUUAUUCACCGAACACUUCCCGGCCUCACCUGAGGUCGUCGCCGUUGUCAAUCGGCGGCCAAUAUCUCGAUCACCAGAUCGUACGUUGUGGGAUUCCACCACGUGGCACGAUCGUAUCCGUCGCUUUGAAAGCCCAAGGUGAUCUCCCGCCCGGCCCCACGCACGAAUGGAAAUCGUUAGCUUACGAAGCUAUGAUCGACCGAGACAACACCACCAUUGUAUUCGUGAAGGGACUCAAUCUACGGCCAGGAAGAGCCUCCAACCACUCUCGGUUUCAAUGCGUGUACGGCUCCGAUUUCACCAAUCGGAAGUCGCGGUUGAAAUCAGAAGUUGUCUCAAUCGCUCAAGAGAUCGUACGGUGCAGGACCCCUUCGAGUCUACUGGGAAGCCCACACAGUCGUGGUUCCAUCAAAGUUUCGGUCAACGUAAUUGGCAAAGGGAUUUUGAGCUCCAUUGCCCGACCCGAGUUUUUGGCUUCACCCGACCCACCCGUUUUUAUUCAACAUCGAGUCUGCAUAUGCACCAUGCUCCGGAACCAAGCCCGGUUCUUGCGCGAAUGGGUCAUGUACCAUGCCCGCAUUGGGGUCGAACGUUGGUUCAUAUACGACAACAACAGUGACGAUGAGAUCGAAGACGUAAUAGAGUCGUUAGCGAAUCAAGGUUUCGAGAUUACCCGACACUUGUGGCCUUGGAUCAAGACCCAAGAAGCCGGAUUCGCACAUUGUGGUUUACGAGCUCGAGACCUUUGUGAAUGGGUUGCUUUUAUUGAUGUGGAUGAGUUCUUACACCUGCGGACCGGGGUUCAUUUAGGGAGCAUAAUCAGCAACCAAACCAGUAGGCCCGAUGUUGCAGAGUUACGAAUAUCAUGUCAUAACUUUGGACCAUCGGGUCUGAAAGAAAGCCCACGAGAAGGGGUCAUGGUGGGAUACACUUGUCGGUUGAGGCCCCCCGAGAGGCACAAAAGUAUAGUCCAACCAGAGAAACUAAACCCCACGUUGAUCAACAUGGUGCAUCAUUUUGAUUUGCGAGAUGGGUUGAAUUACGUGAACAUAGAUAGGAAUUUAAUGGUGAUUAAUCACUAUAAGUUCCAAGUGUGGGACGAGUUCAAGGAGAAGUUCUAUAGAAGAGUGGCUACGUAUGUGUCGGAUUGGCAAAAAGAGGAAAAUGUUGGAUCUAGAGAUCGAGCCCCGGGUUUGGGGACUCGAGCAAUUGAACCGGCUGACUGGGCUAGCCGAUUUUGCGAGAUCAAUGAUACAGGUUUGAGGGAUUGGGUGGUGAAGACGUUUAGUGACCCAAACACAGGUUUACUACCAUGGCAACAAGAAAGAGUUUUGUGAACUUUUUCUAUUAUUACUAAAUUAGGCAUUGGAUUGAUCAAGGUCAAGCUAUAUAUAUAUAUAUAUACACACUUGAUAUCAUGGUAUUUAAUCAUGUAAUGUAUAUUUUGAUUGGUAUAAAACAUGAUUAUAGUAUAUGC
Messenger RNA from Cynara cardunculus var. scolymus (artichoke), 1926 nucleotides. Its product is annotated as glycosyltransferase family 92 protein RCOM_0530710. The record is from RefSeq and is a predicted model, not a curated record. The transcript is spliced from 2 exons. Lineage: Eukaryota; Viridiplantae; Streptophyta; Magnoliopsida; Asterales; Asteraceae. The coding region runs from base 155 to 1786 and encodes 543 amino acids.